UAAUUGUUGACACUGGUGCAUUUUAUUUUGCUGCUUACUAAAUGAUAAGUUACCUGUUCGUUCAGUAAAGGUUUUAUUUUAAAUAUUCAAUAUCAAUAUUUCCUCAAUGCAAUACCUGAAGCUUGUGGUGUUAUUGUUCUCACUCAUUUUCUUUAAAGCGUCACAUGCUGAACAUGAAAUACAAGAGUCCGACAACACCACUUGCCAUGAGAAGGUGCUAUCUUUUGCUGAUACUGUAGCAAAGUUCACAAAAUGUUCAAUUACGAAUGCCCGACCCAUAACAUUUUGUGAAAACUGUGUUGUCGAUUAUAUAAAUUCAGUUAAUGAACACAAGGAUAUAUUAUCUUCAAGUGACGUUAAUGGCACUUGCAGAUCACAAUGGAUAGAUCUGGAUAGAUUGCAACUUGUCGAAAGUGGUUUCCACAAUGUUAUUCAACUUUGGGAGAGGGCACAUUGUAUAAAAUGUUACGACUGGUUGGACAACACAAGCCAUCCAAACCUUUCCAAUGAAACUCAAAGAUUCACAAAGUUAUACACUGAAACUAUGUUUUGUAUAAACAAAUAUAAUAAAACAAAUUUUAAGGAAAACACUAUAGAUGAAGAAGAAAUAAAUCAGAAAUUAGUUUGUAUUAAAUGCAAACAAAAAUACAUAGACAUAAACAAUUUGUAUGAGUAUAUUAAGAUAAAAAAUGAAGACAUAUGUAUGGAUAUUGUAGAUCUUAUGAAUAAAACUAGAGAUUUGUGGAGCAAUAAUCUACAAUGUUGGGAAAGAGGGAAUCAUCCUGAACUUGCAUUUUAUUUAUCAACAUCCUUCGUUGCAACUCUGCCUAUAUUUUUUUACUUUAGUAUAAAAGUAUAUAAUAAUAGGAACAUACAACUAGUUUCAUAAAUUAUUCUAAAUUCUUAUUAGUAAGUUAUUUUAAUCAUGGCUGUGCUUUUAGUAAUGCUUUUUGCAAAUAUA
This is a messenger RNA of Ctenocephalides felis (cat flea), 961 nucleotides long. Its product is annotated as osteopetrosis-associated transmembrane protein 1-like. The transcript has 5 exons. The record is from RefSeq and is a predicted model, not a curated record. NCBI's taxonomy places the organism in Eukaryota, Metazoa, Arthropoda, Insecta, Siphonaptera, Pulicidae. Gene Ontology annotation, cellular component: cytosol. Bases 107 to 889 code for a protein of 260 amino acids.